Molecule: messenger RNA, 2134 nt
Organism: Styela clava
Lineage: Eukaryota; Metazoa; Chordata; Ascidiacea; Stolidobranchia; Styelidae
Product: leucine-rich repeat-containing protein 43-like
Cellular component (GO): cytoplasm
Molecular function (GO): protein binding
Source: RefSeq, a predicted model, not a curated record
UUCCUGUUGGUUAAUUAAUUUGCUUUGCAUUCAGUUUCCUUUAAACUAUAAAUUCAUCGUUGGGCUAUAUAUAAUAGUUUACUAAUGACUUAGAGACCUUUAUGAAAGAUGAGUAACAAGGAUUUAAACGCAACAGCAGCAUUUCAAGAUCUUUUGAAAACACUAUGUUUAUCAGAGUUUCCGUGUGGGAUUGGAUCUUGGAGAAAUCCUAAAGACAAAUUUGCCGAGGGUCAAUAUUCAAUAACUAUGAAAGAUUACGGUGUCCAGCAUGAAAAAAUGGAAGUUUUGCAAGAAUAUUUACACUCAGGAACAUGGGAUGUUGACACAAGUUGGAGUGAGGAGGCAGCAAGUUUGCGACAGCUUGCUGUUUCUGAACCAUGGAAAAUAAACAAAAAGUUCAUUUGGCAUUAUUUUAAAACUUUGAGAUUGAUCGAUAAAGAGAUAGUGGAUCUUGAUCCUGGAAUGAAAAACUUGGUCAAUCUUGAAGAACUUACUCUUAGUGUUAAUAAACUGGAGAAAAUAUUGUCUGACAGACUUCCUCCCAAGAUUAAGGUCCUUGAGCUGUGUUAUAACAAACUGCAAACGGUAUCUUCUAUAUGCAAACAUCCACCAGCAUUGUUACAUCUUGGCCUCUCAUACAACUUGUUAGCAAGUACUCAAGAAUACAAAUAUUUUACUGCUGAAUUUUGGCCUUCACUCAUGUCUCUGGAUCUAAGUUAUAAUAAUUUGAUUGAAUUGGUUGAACUUGUGGAAAAGCUUUCAACUCUACCUAAAUUGCAAAAUCUAGUUUUGCUCGGUAAUCCAUUAUCACUUAUACCAGGAUAUCGUGGGCAUGUCAUAGAUGCAAUAAGAAAUUUAAUGAUAUUUGAUGACACUCAUGUAUCUGCUGAUGAAAAGCAUCAUUUCAAGGGAUUAGGGAAGAAAAAAGAAUUGAUAUUGGAUGAAGCACAACUUGUGAUUUCAAUCGCCGAUUUGAAAGGAAUUCCCAUGCCAGAAGAACUCAAGGAAGAUGAUGAAAGACCUGAAUUUCCAGUGAUAACAACGACGUAUGUUGUUAAAUAUGAAAUGCUACUUGAAGAAGACGAAGUUAGAAAGGGAACUGCAGAUGACAUACAAAGAAUGACCAGUGUAUCAUGGCAUCCUGAUACUGAUAUACCAGAAGAAAAUGAGAAUGAAGAGGAUGUUUUAACUCAAAGUAGUAAAAGAAUGAUUACAACAUACAAAACUCAGUCAUUAGAAUGGGAUGAAGAAGGAAUUCAUAUUGGAUACAAAAAUCUUCAUGUCACUGAUGAACUUGUUGGAUUACGAGAUUUUCUGAAGGAGGGGAUUAAAUUUGUUAUAUUGCAAGAAAAAGUUCAUCACUGGCCUGCAACGCCCAUAGAAGAUGAUGGUGAAUCACCUCUUACACCUGAUCCGAAGAAGAACAAAAAAGAUGGUGGAAAAGAUACACCAGCAAAGAAAGGUAAAGAUGCAAAAGGGAAAGACAAGGGUGGCAAAGGGGGGAGUGCUAAAGAUAAAGGUAAAAAGAAGACUGGCAAAGAUUCUAGCGCUGAUAUGAAAAGUGAUCCUCCCAUUAUUACAGAAAUAGGAAGCUAUGUUAUCCCUCUAAACUCUUUUGUGGAAGGUGAAUCAGAAUUCAAGAAGACAUGCCAUUGUGGUGGAGGUCCUAUGCCUGCUGUCACAAUUGAUGAGAGUGCAACACCAGCCAUACCAAAAGUAGAUGCUACCAAAUCGACACCUGGAAAAGGAAAGAAAUCACCAUCACCAGAUAGAAAUACCAAAUCUCGCAAAGGAUCAGCUGGAAAGAAAGGAGCGAGUAGAGGAGCAGAUAAAAAUAGGCCACCAUCUAACACGUCAGAAAACAGCGAAGAUGAAAGAAUGAAACUACCUCCUCCUAUCACAUUGUCUGUAGAUAUUGAACUAAUAAGAUGGAAAACAGCAGCAGAUAGUAUGAAACAACUUUGAGAUUUUUCUCUAGUUUGUUUGUUAUCGAUGCACUUAUAUAUUAUCAUCAAAUAUUUCUUUAUACUUUAUUGCCAAAAUAUAUUUCAAAAUAAUAUAUACUUCCAUCCAUGGGGCCAAAAUAAGCAUAUUUGUCUUUUUAUUAUUUGCUGGCAACUCAUCCAAUAAUCCU